AUGGCGAAACCUGGAGAGGGGAAGUUUGAGGAGAAUGAAGGGGCGACUCCAUGGUUCCCGAUGGUGAGGAUGGAAGAGGUGAGGGGGAAGAUGAAAGAUGCAGAUGAUUUGUCCGACUUCUUGAAGGUUGAUGAUGAAAACAAGUGCCACCAGCGUUGCUUGAAUAACUGUUCCUGCUUAGGUUAUGCAUAUGGAAAGCUUCCUGGAGGAGAAGAAAUAGCUGUAAAGAGGCUGUCAAGAAUCUCUGGCCAAGGCUUAGAAGAGUUCAAGAAUGAAAUCAUACUGAUUGCAAAAUUACAACACAGAAAUCUUGUUAGAUUACUAGGCCGCUGUAUUCAGGGAGAAGAGAAGAUGCUGCUUUAUGAAUUUAUGCCCAACAAAAGCUUGGAAUUCUUUCUUUUUGCAGACCCUGCAAAGCAGGCAUUAUUAGACUGGAAGAAGAGGUUCAAUAUUAUUGAGGGGAUUGCUAGAGGUCUUCUUUAUCUCCAUCGAGAUUCAAGACUCAGAAUCAUUCAUGGGGACCUAAAGGCGAGCAACAUUUUGUUGGAUGAGGAAAUGAAUCCAAAGAUUUCAGACUUUGGUAUGGCCAGAAUAUUUGGGGGAAACCAAAAUGAAUUGAACACAAACCGAGUUGUUGGCACAUAUGGUUAUAUGUCACCUGAAUAUGCAAUGGAAGGCCUAUUUUCUGUCAAGUCAGACGUCUAUAGCUUUGGAGUGUUACUAUUAGAGAUUGUGAGUGGCCGGAGGAACACCAGCUUUCGUUUAACUGAUCAUGUCAGCCUCGUUGCUUAUGCAUGGGAAGUUUGGCACGGAGAUAAAGCAAUGGAGGCAGUUGAUCCAUCAAUUCGAGAUUCGUGUUGCGAGAAUGAAGUAUUAAAAUGCAUACAAGUAGGGAUGUUGUGUGUGCAAGAUUCUGCAGUUCAAAGACCAACCAUGUCAUCUGUGGUGUUAAUGCUUGAAAGCAAUAAUCCAACUCUGCCAUUGCCUAGGCAACCUACUUAUGCUUCAAUGAGAACCUCCAUGGACACACUUGAAAUCGAUCUUGAAGGCCAGGAAAUUGUAUCCUCAAAUGAUGUGACUGUUACAAUGAUUGAUGGAAGAUGAUUAACAUUUUUUUUUCCUUUCCCUUUGCGCUAUUUUUAUAUGUAAUUCAAUUCAAUAUACUUAUCAACAUCUGUGUAGAGUUUUUGUCAGUCAAUUUUGGACCUGCAUCUUGCUUAUUACUGUGUUCAUACUGGAAUUUGUUUCCAUUAACUUUUCUACGUGGGUUAGCAAGAAAUUCCAGAACUAGAGUGACAUGGGGUUGAGUUGAAGCAUUGUCAUUACAGGCCUAGAGAAUGAGAAUUGCAAUUUCUGGAAGCAGAAUCUGUGAAACAAAGAAAAGAAUUUAAUAUAAGAAGUCAAUUUUUGUUGAUCAGCUCAGGACAAAAUGUACCCAUCUCCAUCUGUAACAUAAAUUGCAUAUGUCUUUGUCUUUGUCCGCCUGAUGAAUAUCAAUGGUGUGUUUUGGCCUCU
Molecule: messenger RNA, 1515 nt
Organism: Hevea brasiliensis (rubber tree)
Lineage: Eukaryota; Viridiplantae; Streptophyta; Magnoliopsida; Malpighiales; Euphorbiaceae
Product: G-type lectin S-receptor-like serine/threonine-protein kinase B120
Exons: 6
Coding region: 1-1104 (367 amino acids)
Biological process (GO): protein phosphorylation
Molecular function (GO): protein serine/threonine kinase activity; ATP binding
Source: RefSeq, a predicted model, not a curated record